CUUGCUAAAACAAUUUUCUUCGCAACUCUGAUUUCUUUCCUUUUUAUUCAUUGUAAAUACUGGCGUCUGGAAUGACGACAGCAUUUAGUUUUAUUAUUUAAUUAAAAAUAUGCCAUUUUAUUAUCGUUCUGUUAAGGAUUUCUAAAAGAAAUGUGUUUAGUACAAAUCGUAUUUAUUUCAUUGCAAUCAAAAUUUUAAUUCUUUUCUUCUGAAGAAAAUAUAAAAAGAAGUGAUCUUCACAAUGUUCGGUGUGUUGGAUUAUUUGGUUUUUGCUGUGACGUUAUUGAUAAGCAUCGGAAUUGGCAUAUUCGUUCGAUAUAAACAUAAACAGAAGUCAUCAGAUGAAUUCCUUCUUGCCAGUCGCAGCAUGGAGGUUUGGCCUGUGGCCUUUAGCUUAAUGGCGUCCCUAAUGUCAGCAAUAACUUUACUUGGGGUGUCUAAUGAAAAUUAUCAGUUCGGUACACAAUUUGUCAUCAUUAAUAUUUCUUAUGGAAUUGCAACACCAAUUGCAGUUUAUUUGUUCCUUCCAAUUUUCUAUAAUUUAAGAGUAACAAGUGCUUAUGAGUACCUUGAAUUGCGAUUUGGAAAAUAUGCUCGUAUAUCAGCAUCUCUUGCAUACUCCACUCAGAUGAUUCUGUACAUGGGCAUUGUGCUUUAUGCUCCAGCCUUGGCAUUUGAAAGCGUAAUUGGAAUUGAUAAGAACAUUGCUAUCAUCAUGAUCGGACUGACAGUGAUUUUCUAUUGUUGUAUUGGUGGAAUUCGAGCUGUUUUAUUGACUGACGUUUUUCAAGCUAUUUUGAUGUUCGUUGCAAUUUUCCUUGUCAUAAUUUCGGGAGUUAUUCAUGCAGACGGAGUUGGAAAUAUUUUUAAAGCAGCGUCAAAUGGAAAUCGUUUGGAGUUCUUCAAUUUCAAUCCUGAUCCAACUACUCGUCACUCUUGGUUUUCACAAACAAUCGGCGGAUUGUUUACUUACUUAUCACUUUAUGCUGUGAAUCAAAUGCAAGUUCAAAGACUUUUGACAGUGAAGUCACUUAAAGAAGCGCAGAUGGCUUUAUGGUGGAAUUGGCCGAUACUUACAGCACUUUCAUUGUUGACGUCCUUCAGUGGACUUGUGAUUUAUUAUUAUUACCAAAACUGCGAUCCAUUAUUAGCUGGUCGGAUAACUCAGCGUGAUCAAAAUAUGGCAAUUUAUGUGAUGGACGCCUUAGGACACAUACCAGGCAUUGCUGGAUUGUUUGUCAGUGGCAUUUACUCAGCUUCACUUUCUAGUAUCAGUUCAUGCUUAAACUCACUUGCAGCUGUUACAAUUGAAGAUUAUGUGAAGCCAAUUUAUUUAUUUUUAAUGAAACGUCCGCUUAAGAUGUCACCACAGCGAUCGGCAUUGCCAUCAAAAAUCAUUGCUGGCGUUUAUGGAAUUAUUUGUAUUGGAACAGCUUAUCUCGCUCAACAUAUCGGAGGAAUUCUUCAAAUAUCUUUGACGAUAUUUGGUGUUGUUGGUGGUCCACUUCUAGCAUUGUUUACUUUAGGAAUGGGAACAAAACGUGCAAAUGAAAAAGGUUCAAUCAUUGGACUAGUUUUCGGAGUUGUCAUUUGCAUGUGGAUUGGAUUCGGUCAGCCAAAACCACCUCCACCGUACUUAGAAUUCUCAAUUCAAGACUGCUCUCAAUUUGGAAUUUUUAACAUUACGAAAAGCAUUCCAGAAGCUGUAGUCGCAAACGACUCAAAAUAUUUUUAUUUGUACAGAAUCAGUUACUUAUAUACCGUUGUGAUUGGAUUUGUUAUAACAUUCACAGUUGGAUAUCUCACAAGUCUUCUCAAAGGACAACAAACUUCUGAAGACAACGAUGCUUUGAUGAAUUACGAAUUGUACUUUCCACAUGUUGCUAAAAGUCUGAGAAAAAAUCAAGCAAAAUUAUCGAAUAAUUUACUUAAUAACGAACUAACGAUAACGAAAUUAUAAAAACGAAAAUACAUUAAAACGUUAUUGCUGGGCAAAAGCGUUGAACGAAUCAGGUCAACAGAAACUCUUUGUGGGCAGCCACCACAAAAUAAAUUUACUUAAAGGAAAUGUUGGUCACAAACUAGAAAUUAAACUUUUUAUUUAGGUGAAGGCAUCAUAAUAGUUUAUUAAUGUUUAAAUUGUGUCUUGAUAUACAAAAUUAGUAUAGAUGUGAAAACUUUGAUCAGAAAAAAAACGAGUCUUCCAGCAAAGCUGUUAUUAAACAAUAUUAAAGACAAUAAAUGUAAAAAUAAAGGAAUAAAUUGUAAAUUUAAACAACUUAAAUAACACAAUAAAUUUCGAAAAGGAAAUAGAAUAAAAAUAAUUCAAAAAAGAAAAUGAAAACAUGAAAUUAGAAUUUCUUACUAUAAUUCAAUUUGUUUCUUCUCAGUGAGAGCUCUUGCUGAAUGAGUUAUCAUUGGAAUAUCAAAGUUUCGCAUUUUUGAAGCUCUUUUGAACCCAACAUUGGAAGAUACUGUGAUUGCAUGAUGAUAAAUACCAAAGGCGAAAAUUCUACGACUACGAUCUUUGAUUUGAGCUGACAAUUCUAAAUUUAUGAUACUUUCAGGAUGUUCAACAUCUGGGAGAAUUUUCAAUCGAUUUUUAAAUUCUUCAGCACGUUUCUUUUCUUUCGGACCAGCGAGAAGUUUCACAAUUUCAUCAAAUGACUUCACAGCUGUUUCACAACAAAUAAGUUCUUUUCCUUCAAAAACGUUAUCUAAAAUGGGCUUUAUUGGAGCUUUUCGUUCCAUUACUGCUUGUUCAUUUAUAAGUUUUUCAUUGAAACUGAAGUAAGAACCACCAUUAGAUAAUUCUGAGACAUAAGCCAACAUUGUUGUAAUAUCGACAUUCAACUUUUUAAUUUCUUCUUUACACACAUUAUCAAAUUCUUUAAACUUUCGGCCGAGAAUGAUUCCUUUUUGUUCCAAUGCUAUUUCUAAUUUGUCAUCAAUUGGAUUCAAGAAAUCAAAGACGACUUUAGGAGCUCGGAAAAAAGCCAUUUCUGAUGAAGCUACAUCAAGAAAUUCAUCAGCAACAGCCAAAAUGUCUUUCGACCCAUAUUCACAUCGACCAAGAACUUCAUCUUUAAUUGACUCAGAAUUUCGAGCAAUUAUUUUUACCCAGGUCAGAUUAUCGUUGCAAAUGAAAUCGAUUCUGAUUGAGCGUUCAUCAUUGUGUUUUCUCAUAGUGGAAAUUGAACUGAUGUCAUCAUAAUUAUAAAGUGAGUUGACUAAAUGGCUAAAGAAAUUGAGAUUGGUACAUUGGAGCUUUCGGGUAACAUCGAGUUCAUCACAGUUUUUGAGACAUCCAGCUUUAAGCUUUAACAAAAAUUUCAUUUCUUUGUCGAUAUUUCGCUUUGUUUUCAAACCACCAUCAAUUUCAAUGAAAUCAUUUUCAAGUUUAUCAACCAAGGAUUUAGCCAAUGUUAUCUUUUCAUCAAUUAAUUCAAUUAAUUCUUCUUUAGUUUUAAGAUUUUCCAUAAUUUUGUAAACUUGCAGCUGACUGCUAAAACGCCUUAAACAAUAAC
Clunio marinus is the source of this 3527-nucleotide messenger RNA. The record is from the annotation of a GenBank genome assembly. Lineage: Eukaryota; Metazoa; Arthropoda; Insecta; Diptera; Chironomidae.